AUGUUGUGGGAGUGGGAGGACGGCGACGAGGCGGCGCGGACGGGCGAGGAGGUCCCCGUCGAUUUCGACUUCUUCUCCUUCUUCGAGCCCAAGGAUUACUACAAGAUACUGGAAGUCGAUUAUGAUGCGUCGGAGGAGACAAUCAGGUCGAGCUACAUCCGUCUGGCGCUGAAAUGGCACCCUGACAAGAAACAAGGUGAAGAAAAGGCAACAUCCAGAUUUCAGGACAUUAAUGAGGCCUACCAAGUUCUUAGCAAUCCAGUAAAACGGCAGGAGUAUGACAAGAAAGGUGUUUUAUACGUUCAGGAUCAGAAUGCAGCGGAUUACCUGAACCGACACAAGGGUUUAAUACUUACAUGCAAUGGCCUUGGUGUAAGGUACUCGGUGUGGUGA
Molecule: messenger RNA, 393 nt
Organism: Triticum turgidum subsp. durum (durum wheat)
Lineage: Eukaryota; Viridiplantae; Streptophyta; Magnoliopsida; Poales; Poaceae
Source: the annotation of a GenBank genome assembly